GGACGCCGAGGAGCUGCUCGGGGCCUGGCGCGAGUGCCUGGACGCGAGCAGCCGCGGCUGCAGCCGCGACUGGGUCGCCUUCUUCGUGCUGCUCAGCGGCGAGGCCGGGCUCACGCGCCUGUCCGCCAUGCUCUCCAGCAGCAGCAGCGGCACCAAGAUCGGGUGGCUGGCGGACUCCGCCCCCUGCCUGUCGGAGCUCCUGCGCCGAGGCAGCGCCUUGCCGAGGCAGCUGAUGCUCGCUGCGGGCGCCGCGACGACCAAGCUGGACUUCCUGCGGGACAUGGGGCCCGCGCUGCAGCUCUCGGUGCGGUUCGUGCGCGUCUCCUGGUUGAAUGUCUUCUGCGCGGCCGUUGCGGAGCUCGUGGAGACGCGGCUCAGGACCUGCCUCGGCGGCGCGGGCGCCGAUACGGUGGUCGGGUGCCAGAGCAGCGCGCUGGCCCCCCUGAACGUGGACGUGAACCACUUCGAGGGCUGGAUGG
This is a messenger RNA of Prorocentrum cordatum, 479 nucleotides long. NCBI's taxonomy places the organism in Eukaryota, Dinophyceae, Prorocentrales, Prorocentraceae. The record is from the annotation of a GenBank genome assembly.